Molecule: messenger RNA, 4036 nt
Organism: Leptomonas pyrrhocoris
Lineage: Eukaryota; Euglenozoa; Kinetoplastea; Trypanosomatida; Trypanosomatidae
Exons: 1
Coding region: 77-4036 (1319 amino acids)
Biological process (GO): GPI anchor metabolic process; endoplasmic reticulum to Golgi vesicle-mediated transport
Cellular component (GO): endoplasmic reticulum
Molecular function (GO): phosphatidylinositol deacylase activity
Source: RefSeq, a predicted model, not a curated record
AGUACUCAUUCAUCACAGUGCUGUUUCUUCGGUGUGUUGUUUACAUUCUUUUUUUUUUCUAAGUAAUUUGGACCAAAUGACGCCUUCUUUUCUUCGUAUGAUGUGCAGGCUCCUCUCCUGGAGCGUCUACGUGCUCUUCCUCGCCGUCGUCUCUCUCUUCAGCACCGGCGCCUACCACUGGGCCGUGAAGACCUACCGCACCCCUUCUCAAACAAUCAACCCGGUCAUGUACCCCUCCUUCACGGAGCUCAACGUGUCUGCGUAUGCGCCAGCCAUGCGCGAGCACUACUACCGUCUUUGGCGCACCUACGACUGGAUGGCCGACGGCUACGCGUCCCCGCGCAUCAGUGGUGUCUACACCCGCGUCCCGAUGGUGUACGUGCACGGCAACGGCGGCUCCUACUACUGCGCCCGCUCGCUUGCCCGCUUUGUCUACGAGUCGAAUGCCCGCCUGCGGCAGAACGCGAUGCGCGACUACCGCACCAACGUGAAGCGACGCAUGUUUCACGAUUACAAGGACAGCGGACUGCUGGAUGACUUGACGGAAGGGACACCGAUCCCGUUGAUGGUGCAGCACCGCAUUGAGGCAGAGCUGGUCCGCGACGAGUUGCCGAUGCUGGGGGUGGAGCUCUUCUCGGUGGACUACCUCGAGGAGUCAUCCACGCAGACGGCGACCAUCGUACUGAAGGAGGCACGUUAUUUAAAUCAUUCCGUCAACCUCAUCGUGGCGGGCUUCUUGAAAACGUAUGCCGAGGUGCUGACCGCGUCACCGGCCCUCACCUUCGAUCAAGAGCGCCUCAGCGACGAUCAUCCGCUGCGGCACAGCGCGACGGACGCCACCGUCGGUGUCUCGGCGGCAGCGGGGAAGGUGCUGAGGCAGGUGGAGAAGGAGUACACGAUGAGUGUGUGCUCCCACGCCUCGUUGCCCGCAGACGAGAAGCAGUGCGCGCAGGCGAGAUACCUGACGAAACGCUUCUCCACCCUGGAGCGGGUCCGCGCCGAGGUGCAGCGGGUGCGGGAUCAUGGGGUUUGGGUCUGGGCGGAGUCGCUCGGCGGCGUGACGGCGUUACUGGCGACGAUCAUGGCACCGCAGCUGUAUGCGGGGAUUGUCCUGGUGGGCACCCCCACCCACUACCCGCCCCUGUUCUUCGACCACGCCAGCGUGGGGCUGUACGAGGCACUGGAUGGGGCCGUGCUAAACCGCUACCCCUCCGAACUCGCCUCGCGUCCGAGCGACGGCGAGGAGGACGAGCGUCGCGACGACAGCGCUGUGGACUGGGCAAGCGUAGUGGCCGAUGAGAAGACGCCACAUCGCGUUCUGCGCGACCUUCGCGCGGUGCCUCGACCGGCGUUGCGCCGCCGCCUUCGUAACCUCACCCUGCUCGCCAUCAACGGCGGUACUCUCGACGACGUCGUCCCCUCCAUCUCCGGUUACCUGCAGCGGUCCACGCCGCGGCCCAUCGGCACCGCCGUCAACCGCAGCGCGCUCGUGCAGGACGGCGCGUGCCGUCGCGAUGUCUCAACGGAGACGCUGCGCGGCUGCGGGGCCGCGAUGGACCACCGCGGUUUGGUCUACGGUCUGCAGUUCCUGCAGCACGCGGCGGACUCGCUCGUGCAGGCGGCCUUGUUACCCCACGCCAGCGUCUACAUUGGGCGGGAGGACACGCUGCCGUCCUUCACCCGCGAGCGGCUUUUUCCCACCGUCGUCGAGACACUCAUCGACGACCGCUUUGCCGCGAAGCAGGACGAGAUCCUUUUCCUCCACUCCGUGCGGGACUCCCUCACGGGCAAGUACAUCAAAGAGACGGUGGUCCGCGCGAUGGACGAGCAGCUGAAGGAGCUCUGCGUCGACGGGAAGACGCCGAUCGACCUGAACGACCUACCCGUGUACGACGAGGCAGACGAGGCCAGCGGGUACUACGACGGGUCGAAGGCGUUGAACAUUCUGAUUGGGUCAACAACCCUCUCGCCGGAUCGUGUCCUGGUGCCAAACAUUCAGCUUUUUCACGACCAGGUGCGUGAGACGCCGGUGAUGCCGGACGAGGCGGUGUCGAAGGUUGCCACGCAAUUGCAUCUCCCCACCACCUACAAGGGAACAAGUCUGAUCUCAGGCAAGACGCUCCAGACGGCGUUUAGCUUUGCCGUGUACCGGCGCUCCAAGAAGCGCCGGCAGCCCACUCUCCUCUGGCCACGGUUCUGCAUGUUGAUGAGCCGCGAGCAGGGCCUCGGUACAGCACACGCGCAUCUUCAAUACGAUAAGAUUGACAUCGCUGGCAUGGUCGACGCACGGGAUGAAAGGUACUUUGGCCCCCACUACGUAGGCAGUCGUGUCCGGGUGCGUACGGAACCGGGGUUUGCUCUCGUGCGUGGCAUAGACAGCGCCGUGCUGGAGCCGCACUUGCAGGUAAAUACCCCAGCCAAAUCGAACGUCUUUCCGCUUGUGAUGUGUGGCUCGCUGCACUCUUUCUACCUCGCCCUGCGUGGACAACACUUCCUCGCCGCUGAUGAGCCGGAGCACCAGCUGCAGUACUUCUACGGCCCGUUUGUGGAGAGCCAGACCAACUUCACCUACGCCUGGAAGCCCUUCAGCACCUACCCACCGUUACUGAACGAGACCUACCUCGUUUACGUCCUUGGCGACUCGAAGAAAGCGUCGCGGCCAGACGUUUUGCUGCCCACCUACAGCAUGCUGGAGGAGGCCUCGAUCUUUUCCCCUGCGUACUGGCGCUGGCUUAUGGAGUUGUGGCCGCAGCGUUGGCUGGCGUCUUUCUCCAUGUACACCGGCAUCGCCCGUCUCGGCGGCUCCUACAUCGUUGUCUUCUUUGCGCUCUUCUUCGCCAUGGGUGCGCUGGAUGACAAGCUCUGUGCCACGCCCGAGAUGCGCGCGCGGAUGUGGCGGGGGUCGCCAUUUCGCCGCAUCCGUUGGCUGCGUCCGAUGACCGGCAUCGUGGUGGGGGGGCUGGUGCUGGAGCUGGCGACGGGCACCUGGGCGUCCUUGGCGCUGCGGGAGUGUCUCUCAACGGACCCGCCGCCGUACAUCUCUGACGCGGCCAUGAUACAGCGCAUGUCGGUGAUGGAGAAGAUCACGCUGGUCGUGCUGUACGGCAUGUGGCCCGACUACCGCACCUGCCGCUUUUCCUGGGUGUCGAUGCAGGGCGUGCCGGAGUGGGCGACCAUAACGGCGCAGCUCGGCACCAUGUACCUCGGCUUCAUCUUCGCCGGUGCGUUUCUCGUCGUGGGCUUUACCCUCAUGGCGGGCGUUGGCGUGGCCACCUAUCCGAUACGCAAGCUGGUGCUCAUGCCGCUCUGCCGCCGCGCACCACUCCUCCUCGCUGUGGUGUUUGCCGCCUUUUGGGUGAUGCCGACUACGUUGCUGGUCGUCUUUCCUGCUUUCCCGCUGUGCUUCGUGGACCUUGUCGGCAUGGCCCUGGUGAACGCGGUGAGUUGGAUGCUACCGCGAUGGACGCGGCCGGGCUACAACUACCGGCUCGUGUGUUUCUUUUUCUGUGAGGCGUGCAUCUUUCCCUCGCACUUCAAUGGGCUUGUCUUGACAAUCCGCAACACGGUCAUGCUGAGACACGCACCGGCCGCCAUCUUCGAUGCGGAGCGCUACGCCCCGAGUCGGCCGCAGCUCAUUAUCUUCGGGAUUGUGCAGGCGUGCCAGGCCUUGGCCUACGUCGCCAUCUUCUGUGUUCUGCGCCACGAAGAGACGCUGCGUCACGCGAGUAGGACGAAGGAGGGGAACGGCGAAACGAGUGGAGGGGAAAAGGCCAGCGCUGAUGCCGACCUCUCUGUGGUUAGUGCGAUGGGGACGGGUAAAGCGAACAAGGAAGGGGGCGGAUAUGUGCUGGGAGACAUUGGCCGCCGCUACCCGCUGCUACGUCGUCUGCUGCGUCUUCUCAACUUGCUAUCCAUUAUGGCCACGCUAUGGGCUGCGGUGAUCGCACUGCGACGGCCCAUCGAAGGCGGCUCCUCCUUGCUGGGUAACAUGACGCUACUGGUGUACCUCUCCACGUUAGUGCUCCAAGAGGUUUAG